UCUUUGCCGCUGCCCCAAUAAAAAUUCUCGAGUUUUACCUAGAAAGAAAGCCCCAAACUUUAGAGAUCUGUAGGCUAAUUCAGGCUUGAUUAACUGUAAAAUUCGGACUGAGUUUGUAGUGUGUGGGAUGGACUAAAGUUUCAUCGAGUUAUUAAAUUUCGCUCAAUCUGGGAGUUUUUUGCGCAAGGGCAACGCUGCUAGAGCAGUUGUUAAAAGCGAUCACUGCUUGAUCGGCAGUUAUGCUCACAGAAGUUUCAGGACAAGUCUGAACUCUCGCUUCCGUCACAAGUUAUUUACUUUUAUGACAUUUGUUUAUUAUAAUUCCUCUAAGUUUAAUUUUUGCUAUUAUUGAGGUAGUUUCUUUAGAAAAUUAUCAUUUUCUUGUGGAUUCAGCAGCAUGAGUGGUCCAAGGAUGGGAAAUAUGGGGCCAAUGAAUGGCAAUCGCAGGCCUAACAACUUAUCCCGAAUGAACUACCACGAUGGACGGGGGAACUCCUCCUACCAGGAUCACAGGCAAUGUUACAACGAGCAUAGACAUUCCUCGCAUGAAGGUAGACAUGACAAUAGGCCCCAAUCUCACGACGUUAGACACGAACAUCGGUCUCAUGAUUCGAGGCCGCAUGAAAACAGGCCUAGUGCAGCACACCACGUGCCACAGACGCCUGUCUACUCACAGCAUGAAGAAUUGGUCAAAUUUGUGCACGAUUCUUGGUCGAAAGUGGAAAUGGACAAAGGAUCGAACAAUAUAGCCUACUAUGAGGGGCCAGAGGAUUUUCGGAAACCAGAGUUUCAACCAUUCGAUCUAGAAGCAUUAUGGGGUAGAAAAAUGCAUCAAAACCUUCAACAUCACUCGUCAUAGCAACUUUCCUCAGCUAUAAUUAUUGUAGUUUAAAGAUCUUUAAACCACAAUAAUAAUUAUACCAAACACAAUGAGUUACGUUGCACACAUACUAAGCGUCGCAUAGGGUAUUUAAAACUUGUGUAAUUUGGUAAUUGUUAGACGGUUGUUUUGCUAAUUGGUUUAAUUAAUCACCUGUUUCAGUCUAGUACGGUAAUAUAAUCAUAAAUUAGAAAUACCACAUAAGGUAGGGCUGCUCAUAUCAAAUGAUUCUGCGGUUAUUUUUCGGUUCGUUACAUAUUCAUAGUGGUAUGUACUCUAGGUAUUAUCUUUAAAGCAGCUGGGCCUGAAGUCUCGGACUAUUUUGCAGCAUUUUUUAGUGCAGUACUCAAUGUAUCUGGACGGAGAAGCACCUUGCUUUCCCGUCCAGAAUUCUUAAUUUUCACCAGUCCAAUUCAACGGUUUUUACACAGUAUUUUAGUUAUUUUGUUUUGCAACAUUCCCCGUUUCAUGUUCAAGUGUACGUAAUAUUUCGUAUUCGUUCAGUUUAUUGUUGAAAUAAAAGUAUUAUUUCAGA
This is a messenger RNA of Dendroctonus ponderosae (mountain pine beetle), 1415 nucleotides long. RefSeq lists its product as uncharacterized. The record is from RefSeq and is a predicted model, not a curated record. NCBI's taxonomy places the organism in Eukaryota, Metazoa, Arthropoda, Insecta, Coleoptera, Curculionidae. The coding region runs from base 398 to 859 and encodes 153 amino acids. The transcript is spliced from 3 exons.